Molecule: messenger RNA, 411 nt
Organism: Entamoeba dispar SAW760
Lineage: Eukaryota; Evosea; Mastigamoebida; Endamoebidae
Exons: 1
Coding region: 1-411 (136 amino acids)
Source: RefSeq, a predicted model, not a curated record
AUGAAAUUCACCUUAUUUUUGUUUUUAAUUGCAACCUCUUUUGCAUUUUAUGAAGAAGAUUUUCUAGACGAUUUUGAAGAUGACUUGGAUGAUUAUGAAGAUUUCUUUGAUGAUGAUGAGGAAGAUUUUCUUGAUGAAAUGGACGAUGAAGACGAUUUUAAUGACUUUGAAGAAGACAAAUUAGAAGAUCUCAACAAUGAAGAAAAUGAUGAAUAUGAAUUAGAACAAGACGCUGGUGGGGCAGAUCCAAAUGCUGCUCAACAAGGUGGUGCUGACCAAAGUGCUGGUGGAGCACAAGGAGGAGCUGCUGGUUCAUGGUCACAGGAAGCUGAGAGUCAAGGUGGACAAUCGCCUAAUGCCAUUAUUGUUUCUGCUCAACGUUUAAUCGCUGAAAUGCAAGCUACGAGAUAA